AAGGCUGACUGACAAGUGUGAAAGUGUACUUAUUAGCUAGAUUAUUUUUUUAUUCAAGUUAUUUGAAUUAAUAAGUAGGUAAACUUAUGGAUGAGAAAAAUAAUAAGAAUUUAGUUUCUGUUAUUAAAAUUAUUCAAAUAAAAGAGCAGGUUAAAGACACUUCGGAAGAAAAACUAAAUGAGAUUCAAGCGAUUCACAAAAAAUAUGGUUUAGAAAGUUAAUAUUUACCCGUGACGUAUGAUGUUGUGCAUCUUGGAACUUUGGAAGACCAGUGUAAUAGCUAUGUCAUGCCACGAAUAUUUAGAGGCGAAAACAGCUGAUCUUUUAUUUGUAGAUGAGUAACACUAAUAAUGUUCUCAACAAAAGUUCAUUCGUGUUUGAAGUAUACAUGAUCAUACGAAGAAAUGUCAACUUUUGAUUUGCAAACAGGUUUAUCGUGCGAUAAUUCCUCUAAAAAACGCAAUCAAUUCGUUCAUAAAAACCACGAGAGUUGGAGGGUGGAUUAUAUAGAGUGAAUUUGCUAUUUUCUAUCAAGAAUAAAAAAAAAUUUGAUGCAUUAUUGCACAUUGGAGAAUGAAGUAUAGUGUGAUUUAACGGAUUCUGCAAUUUGAAGUCAAAGAUGGCACGAAUACAAACCUCGAGUUCUGAUGAUUUGCCAAAACAUUUCAUUUCUGCGAUGCGAACGCUUUUUGAUAUCAUGGAUGAUCAAAGAACCGGCUUUGUGAAGUUCUCGGAUAUUGAAGGACGGUGGCAGGACGAUGGUACCCAGGGUCUACCAAAAGGUGUUCUCGAGAGUUUGAAAAAAGUAACUCCAGCCAAUGGAAUGCUAUCUUUCGAGAGAUUCUGUGCCGGUUUAAAAAUUUGUCUCUUGCACAUUCGGGUCGAAAACGAUGCGAAGAACCAGGAUUCCCAACCCAAGAGGCCACCUUCUGCUCCAACUCUCGCCACCGAGGAACAGACAAAAGCCGCCUGGACCUCCCCAAAUACAGCAGCUAUAAGACCCAACAAUGUCAUUUCUCAACAGCGCACGCUCAGCAUGCCACAAUUAUUGCCAGGGCGAAAGGAGGGAAAUCCACAACUAGAAAAUGUAGACCCAAAGAAUUAUCUUGAGCCCAAAAUGCCAAAAGCCUAUGGCCCACCGAAACCUUCUCGUCCCAGUGCCAUUGUCGACGGAAGGACCUUAAAUCCGGAGAGAAAUUUCGACAAAUCGGAGAUUCGUACAGUUCUCCAGAAUUGGCAAAUGGGACUUUUAAUGGGCGAUGAUAAGGCUUUGGAUAAGCGACAGGUGCCUAAUAAGUAUCGUACCGAUUCCAGAACGGUUUUAAGACCAGCUCGACAUUUGGGCGACGGGAAUGUAGUGGAAUUGCAGAAUAGUCAGGUUGAUCUCCAGGCGAAAAAGUCACUCGGUCGUCGCAGAGAACCGAGGCGACACACGUUGCAGAAUGGUAUUGAUUACAAUAUGAUGAAAAGAAUGAAACAAAUUGAGCAGGAAAAGGACGUUUUGAUCCAGGGCCUUGCGGCUGUCGAUAGAACCCGGGAAUGGUAUCUGAAGCAAAUUUCGAUAUCGCAGGAAAAAAUUAAGCACCUUGGAAGAAUGGGCUCUCACGUGGAGCAAUGGACAGAGGCGCAGCAGGAACGUUUGGAAUUGCAAAGGGCACGAGUUCUCGAAGUGAAUCGACACCUUGCAGCUCUGAUAAGUACCUGGGAACGAGGCGGGCUUCCUCUUCACAUGAAUCUUGCGUUUUUAAGCACUCCGUCAAAUGCGCAACAAAACCAAGACAUGUUUUCGAGAUUGAAGCAACAGAACCAUAAAUUAAAUGAGGAAGUGAGCAAAAAGAGUCAGCGAAUCGCCCUUUUGGAACAAGAGAAGGACAACCUGAUGCGAGAACUUUACAAUAGACAAUCUGGAAUGGUUCAGUCGCGAAGGUCAACAAUGAUACACGAGCAGCACGAUCAAACAUUCAUAAUUUAAUGGAAAGGGCGGUAUCGACGAGAAAAUUCUUGACGGAAUACCAGACUCUUGUCUUCCGACGAAGAUUGAUUAGGAUACAUUUUUUUAUAAUCGAGUGUAUAAAAUAUGUUAUGAAUUUAUUGUAAAAGUUAUAUCUAUAUUUUAUAGCAACUUUAUUGAGUCUAAAGUUAUGCGAGAUUUUAAAGAGAUUUUAGUUGGAUAAAUGACAAAUGUUUUGAGAGUUUGAAGAGAAUGUUGUGCCAGGAGGUGCUAUUUUCACUUUUGUGAUAAAUAUUUAAUUCGUCCCUUCUGUCUUCGUAUUUUUUUUUUUGAGAAUAAAAAAAAUUGUUAAAAAAA
This is a messenger RNA of Belonocnema kinseyi, 2308 nucleotides long. RefSeq names its product suppressor APC domain-containing protein 2. The transcript is spliced from 6 exons. The record is from RefSeq and is a predicted model, not a curated record. Bases 620 to 1972 code for a protein of 450 amino acids. NCBI's taxonomy places the organism in Eukaryota, Metazoa, Arthropoda, Insecta, Hymenoptera, Cynipidae.